Messenger RNA from Linnemannia hyalina, 231 nucleotides. NCBI's taxonomy places the organism in Eukaryota, Fungi, Mortierellomycota, Mortierellomycetes, Mortierellales, Mortierellaceae. The record is from the annotation of a GenBank genome assembly.
AUGGAUCUUUUGACUGUUUCCAAGUUCAAGACCGCCGACUAUGUGGUUCGAUGGUACGCUAUGGCUUGCGCCUCUCACUACGGCGGCGAGCUGGGUCAGUUGCGAAUCCGAAAGGCGCGCGAGGAGACCACCAACUAUAUCAAGACUGACAUGUUGUCAUGUACGAAACGAUCAUCUGCCCAAGCUGUAGCAGAAGAGACCGUGGAGUGCGAACUGGUGUGUCACCUUUGA